Messenger RNA from Mirounga angustirostris (Northern elephant seal), 3680 nucleotides. It is a transcript of the gene SCAMP5, whose product is annotated as secretory carrier membrane protein 5. The record is from RefSeq and is a predicted model, not a curated record. Gene Ontology annotation, biological process: protein transport. The transcript is spliced from 5 exons. Gene Ontology annotation, cellular component: trans-Golgi network membrane; recycling endosome membrane. Lineage: Eukaryota; Metazoa; Chordata; Mammalia; Carnivora; Phocidae. The coding region runs from base 2797 to 3564 and encodes 255 amino acids.
GGCUGGGGGAGGAGGGAGGAAGGCUGGUAGGUGCUGAGCAUCGGGGUGGGAGGCCUGUAGGCCUGGCUGCCCCUCAGCCACACUUGCAGUAUCUGCAUGGGCCAUCUCCCAGCAGCCUCCUCUCAUGGGCCGACCCCCGAUCUGGGCCCCAGUUUCCCUCAUCCCCCUGCCCUCUACUUUCCAUUCACAGAGCAUCUGGAUGAGGGUCUCUGUCCACUGGAUCAUUUCUCUUUUCUUGUUCUCCCUUCCCCUUCCCACUGGGGUGGUUUUCCAGGGAGCCUCUGGUGGCUGCCAGGACCUCAGGAUUCUGGAUUCAUAGAGGAAUCCUUGUCUCAAAGCCACAUUUGUCUUGCUUUCUUUGUAAAACUGCUCAGAGAAAAGAGCAUUAACUGGGAGUUGGGAGAUAUGGGAUCAAACUGGGCUGGUUGUCCUACUUCCCAAGCAGCAGGUUCCUCACCCAGGAAGAGGGUGUUUGCUUAGUGAUCACUAUGGUUCCAAGGAGUUCUGUGUUGUGUGGUCUGUACUUCUGUAAGAAUCUAGAGUUCUAAUGUUCUACAAUGUUGAGGUCCAGAGUGUCAAGGCCCUAGUAGCUGAUGGUCAGUGGCAGGUUGGCAGGAAAGUGUCAUCGUAGAGAGAUGGGACUUGGCUGUGCCCAGGCUAGUCAAAGGUACCUCUUAGGAGUAUACAGAGGGCAGGCUGGCUUUCCCAUGCUGGGUAUCGGCCUCAAGGAAUCUUAGACCUGCAGUGUGACCACAGCCAGGGUCUGUCACAGGUGAUGUUGCCUUGAGUCAGCUCACACUUAGCUGCUGACUUGGGGAGGUGAUUACUUGUGCCCAGAAGGAGGUAAAGGAUGCUGUCUUUGCAGGUUCUUCAUGGGGUGAUAGAAAGAGUGUGGGGGUAGACAGAUUGUUUCAAGUCCUGGCUUGGCCUUUGAGUGGAGAAGGCAUCUUUCCCCAUGUAACGUGAGGGAAGGAAGAGAUGGGGGCAGGUGCAGGUAGGUCUAUAGAUUUUGGGAAGAGAAUGAGGAGGUUGCCUCUGAUGGCUUCUGUUUUUUCCCAUCAAAUGUGAUGUAGAAGUGGGGAUGGGAGCUUUGAAGAAGGAAAGUGGGAUUGGAAUGAGAGCACCUUUGUGGACAGAGGGUGAGGACACUAUCCAAAGACAUGUGACCCCUAAGAUUUCUGGACCAUGCACAGGGCCCAUUUGAUGUUGGCCGAAUUGAUAGUCCUACCGGGCUUUUCCAUAGGCUCCUUCUUUCCUAGCAAUGUUCAGCUCAGGUACAGAUGGGAGUUCUGUUCAUCCAGGGGAAGUGUGAGCAGAAGACGAGGCAGGGGAGAGCAUUAGAAAACAUGUAAUGAAUUAUGGAAUCUAAGCUGGACAGGGAGAGAAGUGGAGAUGGAAAAAAACUGAGUAGCCGCGUUAAUAGAUGUCUGUUCCAAACAGGGGGUAGAAUAAUUACAAUAGAAGCACUAGAACCAGUGAGCUGGAGAGAGAUGGGACUGGAAGGAGAGCUAUAAACCAAUAUAAAAACAGGUUAAUGUCUGUUCUAUGUAAAGAGCAAAUAAAAUCAGUUCUGGGAGUUCCAGAGUUCUGGGAAAUUGGAGGGCAAUAAACAGAGAUGGAGGAAAUGCAGCUGAAGCGCAGAGGAAGAAAUGCUCACCCUUGUUAUGAGGGGCCCUGAGAUGGGUGUACCUGCAUAGAUGACAGCAUUGUCCCAUCAGACUUGGGAGCACCCCAUCUGUCCUGGGGCUCUGGGAACUCUGCGCCUGAGAAGAUCUCAUCCAGGAGCUGGAUUUAAGGGCUAUAAAUACCUUCCUAAGUCCUCACUAGGCACCUGCCAGAUGCUUUGCUCCCAAGGAAAUGCAUAUGACCCUUGAGAUGCUUAAGGGCUCUAUUCAGAAGCCACGCCCAGAUGCCUGGUUGUUUGAGACCAAGAUUGAGCCCUCCUGCCUUUGUUUAUUCAGCAGGUCUUUAUGGAGCCUUAAAGGGACUCAACCUAAUGUUUGAGGAAGGGAGCAUCCUGAUGUCAGAAGCCCUGGGUGUGUGUUAGUGCCAGCACAAGUCUUUGAGGUUUCUGCUGGCUGUGACUUGGUGAUCCUGUGAUUCUGAGUUCAACUAGAGUAUGUGGGCACAGAGGGGUGGGAGCCGGGUUCUGCUCUUGGGGAACUUCCAGUGUGGUUGAUGGGCUAGAAUUUGUACUUGGGGAACCAUGCAUGAGAGCAGCCCAGGUCUGCAGGAGGUCAGAGGGAUGGGACAUGAAUAAGGCUGCAAUAGUGAAGGAAGGCUUUGUGGAGGAAGCGACAUGGUAGUUGUCUAACAAAUGAAUUAGAUAAAGACUGAGAUCCCAGCCAUUGCUUCCUGCCCCAUUUAAGAGCAGGGCAGAUGGUACAGUGGCUUGAAGAGAAGUUUCUACAAGGCCUUUUACUUUCCACUUUUUGUGCCCCUUGCAAGAGAAGAUAUAAGGGUUUCUUGUGCCUUGGGCUUGGUGAUUGCUGAGUCUGGGAGGGCCAGGGGCUGAGGACAUUCUUAUAAGGAGAAGAGCAUUUCUACCACCUGGAGGCUUUGGGGCCCUUCAGUGGGGCUUGCUGGACUGAGGUUCUGGGUUCCUCCUCUAGGGACUCCCUGUUCUCUAGAUUUCUCAGAUCCCUCGGAGUGGGUGUGGGGAGGGGAAUUGGUCUAAGCUCCCAGCUUUCUUUCUUACAGUCUGUACUCCUUCUGUGUGUGUAUGUAUGUGUGUCUCAUGUAUCUGUGUGUGUGUGUGUAUUCACUGAUGUGGGUUGUGGGUGCGAAUAUCUGUAAAUGUGGCUUUCAUGUAUGUUUGUGUGUAUCUCCCUCUCUGUGCAUUGUGCUGUUUGCAUGUGUUUGAUUGUGGGUCUGUUGAUUUAUGGGUGUGUGUGUCCAUGUCUGGGUGGUCACAUGUCUCUGCAUGGGCCUGGGUGUCUGUGUGCAUGUCUGGUGUUUGUCUCUGUGCGUGCAUGUGCUCCUGGGUCUGCAGUGAACAGCGUCACGCUGGCCGUGAACCUGGUGGGCUGUCUCGCGUGGCUGAUCGGAGGCGGGGGAGCCACCAACUUUGGCCUCGCCUUUCUCUGGCUCAUCCUCUUCACACCCUGCUCCUACGUCUGCUGGUUUCGGCCCAUUUACAAGGCCUUCAAGACUGACAGCUCCUUCAGCUUCAUGGCAUUCUUCUUCACCUUCAUGGCCCAGCUGGUCAUCAGCAUCAUCCAGGCUGUUGGCAUCCCAGGCUGGGGCGUCUGCGGCUGGAUCGCUACCAUCUCCUUCUUUGGAACAAACGUUGGCUCAGCAGUGGUGAUGCUCAUUCCCACCAUCAUGUUCACGGUUGUGGCUGUGUUUUCCUUCAUCGCCCUCAGCAUGGUUCAUAAAUUCUACCGGGGCAGUGGGGGGAGUUUCAGCAAAGCUCAGGAGGAGUGGACCACGGGGGCAUGGAAGAACCCACACGUGCAGCAGGCGGCCCAGAAUGCAGCCAUGGGGGCGGCCCAGGGUGCCAUGAAUCAGCCGCAGACUCAGUAUUCCGCCACCCCCAACUACACAUACUCCAAUGAGAUAUGAAGAGACAGGUCCAGGGAGAGAAGUACCCUGGGCCAGGGUCACACACGAGCUCAGGAAAACAACCAUGGACAGGGCCCAGGGCUCCUGAUGCACCAGCCAGGCUUCUGUACCAGUGU